AUGUUCAAUGCAAUCAAAAAGCAUGCACCUGUGCCAGCACGCACAAGCAAACCUAGCCAUGGACAAAUCACCGAUGGCUUCAUAACUUUCUCAGACGAGGACGAAAAGCGACACAACCGAGAGAUAAACCGAAAACUGGAUCUGAUUAUGCUCCCAUUUUUGUCCUUCUUAUAUCUCUUUAGCGGACUUGAUCGCGGAAAUAUUGGAAAUGCAGAAACGCAAGGCUUUACUAAUGAUAUUGGCGCUACUGCUGAUGAUUUGAAUCUGGCUGUCUCGUUGUUCUUUAUUCCGUUUGUGGUUUUUCAACCGUUGUCAUCUGCGGUGGGGAGGCAGAUCGGGGCUAAACACUGGAUACCUGUUAUCAUGAUAUGUUGGGGUAUCACUACUAUUGCUCAUGCGUUUAUCAAAGGCCGAGGCGCUUUAAUAACAGUGAGACUUCUCAUUGGCUUGUUUGAGGCUGGCUUUUUUCCAACAGUGUGCUUUUACCUCUCGACAUUCUACACACGUUUUGAUCUCGGUCUACGAUUGGCAUUAUUUUAUGGAAACUAUGCCAUUGCAGGUGCUUUCUCGGGCGCAUUGGCGUACGGGAUUUUCCAAAUCACAGGCGCUCUGAAAGGAUGGCAAUAUCUCUUCAUAAUCGAAGGCGCCAUCACUUGCACUGUCGGUAUCCUCGCCUGGUUCUGGCUACCUUCUGGGCCAGGCUCAGCGUGGUUUUUGACAAGCUCCCAACGACAGUUUGUGACGAUGAGAGUGCAGCGGGAUAAUGCGAAAUACAUCCGUCAUGAAAUCGGCAAAGACGGUAUAGAGCAUGUCUCGGACCGUCUUUCAAAAAGAGACAUUGUCGAAACAGCCAAGGACUGGAAAUUGUGGUAUGCUUUGUUUUUUAACAUCUGCGCCUCUGUCCCGCCAACCGCUUUUUCAGUAUUUCUGCCACUGGUGGUCAAGGGAAUGGGUUAUACGUCAUUGAAUGCUAAUUUGAUGACUGUCCCUCCCUACGUUUGUGGAGCGGUGGGGUUGUACAUUUUUGCGUUUAGCUCGGAUCGAUAUCAUGAAAGGGGUUAUCAUAUCGUAGUUGGACUGCUCAUAUGUCUCGUUGGGUUGGUUGUUCUCGUUACAGUGUCUAACAAUGGAGGGAAAUACACCGGAUUGUGCAUCUUACUCUUUGGAAGCUACACUUCUGCUCCUCUAAUCAUUGCUUGGCUUAGUGGAAACACCCCUGAACCAGGCAAACGCUCCCUUGUCAUCGGCGUCAAUGGGUGCGGAAACCUUGCAGGCGUCGUCGGCGCACAACUCUACCGAGCGGAAUACGCGCCCAAGUUUCUCGUGCCAUUCUUUGUGACCCUCUGCUUUGUCUUCGUCGCCAUGCUCGGUUUCCUCUCUUAUCGGUUUGUCUUGCGGGCUGUCAAUCAAGUCAAGGCGCGCAAGGUUCAGGGUUGGACGGACCAGCAAAUUGAAAACGAGCGAACGUCUUCUGAGCGCUAUGCGGAUAAGAAAUAUACCUUUGUAUACGGACUUUAG
Messenger RNA from Talaromyces proteolyticus, 1518 nucleotides. Its product is annotated as major facilitator superfamily transporter. The record is from RefSeq and is a predicted model, not a curated record. The transcript is spliced from 8 exons. Lineage: Eukaryota; Fungi; Ascomycota; Eurotiomycetes; Eurotiales; Trichocomaceae. The coding region runs from base 1 to 1518 and encodes 505 amino acids. Gene Ontology annotation, cellular component: membrane. Gene Ontology annotation, molecular function: transmembrane transporter activity. Gene Ontology annotation, biological process: transmembrane transport.